Molecule: messenger RNA, 3504 nt
Organism: Cylicocyclus nassatus
Lineage: Eukaryota; Metazoa; Nematoda; Chromadorea; Rhabditida; Strongylidae
Source: the annotation of a GenBank genome assembly
AUGACCGAGGAUCUCGAGGCUAUCAUCCUCUCAGCCGGGUCCGCAUAUUCAGAAGGUCGAUUUAACGAAGCUCUCGAAUGCUAUGAACAAGCUAUCGCUGCUCGACCCCACAACGCGAUUCUGUUUGCAAAUUACGCGGCGAUUUUGCUGCGAUUGGAUCGCGUUGAUGAAGCACUCAAAAAUGCAGACCAUGCAAUCGAGUUGGACCCGAACUGGGCAAAGGCUUACUACCGUCGCGGUGAAGCACUACGACGUCUAAAUGCGCUCCUACCAGCCGUAGUAUCGCUCAGCGAAGGAGUUGCUCUUGAUCCAUCGAAUAAACUCAUCGCAGAGAUGCAAAUCGACGUUUCGCAACAGCUCUUUAAACACUUUCCCCUUGAACGCUUGCAAAGCAUGGGACUGGAUCAUGACCGAUUUACAGUGCUUACCGUUACUGGUCAAGAACUGGCUUCUGCUGGUUAUCAUCGCGAAGCGCAGACAGUGCUUAACCGAGCCCUUUCUCUCCACACCCCAUCAUUACGUUUGCGAGAAUCGGCUCUAUCGUCGCUGGCGUCCGUACACUUCUUGCUCGGGGACUUUGUCCAGGCAACCCAUUGUUAUCAGCAGCAGCUCGAAAUACGUCUGCAAUUAGGUGGGCCACCCGCAGAAGUGCUUGACAACGUGGCAAUGAGCUCCGAAGCUGCCGGAAAUCAUGCAUUAGCGUUGAGAUAUCGAAAACAAAUUCUGGAGCAUCUAUGUGGCCUGCCGCUGGCAAAGGAAAGACUAAAAAUUGCAAAACUGCACAGUAACCUCAAUCAAACAGAACAAGCCUUGGAAGAGUAUGAAUGUAUUGAGAAAUCAGUCCUGUUCAUGGAUGAUAAAGACAAAGAAGAUUUGGCUUUGCAAGUACGAAUAGGAAAAGGAGUGGUCUACGGUUCAAUGGGCGAAACAGCUAAGUGCCUCGAAGAACUGUCUAACGUCAAUGGUACAACUGAAGAGGAUGCUAUUCUCAUUGCCGAUACGAUCGUGGCUUGCCACAUCAAAGAGGGUAACAGUGACAAAGCAGUGGAAUACCUGAACAGUUUGUUGAAAACUGCUUCGGAGAGAACGCAAGAAAAAGUGUUCGGUCACGCAUGUUUCCUACUGGCCCGUGAACAAAUUCGGAACGGACACCACAUAAGUGCUGCACGACUAGCCAAACGCAUUCUUCGUUUGGCCAAAGUUGCCUCGGACCACUAUCUCGAAAGAUGCGGUCUUCAAUUGCUGGCCACAAUCUAUGAAAAACAGCGCGAUCCAAACUCGACUAAGGCCUUGCUCAAAAAGUUCUUAGAAGUUCCUGGAGCAACAGUACAAGAACAUGUGAACGCCCUGCUCCAACUGGCAGUAAUUGCGCCAGAAACUGGUGACGAUGCGGUAAAGUACCUCAGUCAGGCUCUGGAACAGGCUAAGAACUCUGAGAACGUCGACGCCAUCGUUAUAACACAAUCAGCCAUGCUUAGACAUUACAUGUGCUGUUCACCUGACGAUGAAAGAUACUGCUUGAGCGAGCUUCUAGCAGAGCAGAAAAAGCUACUCAGAAAGGAUAUCAGUGCGGUAUCCAGGUCGAUAAUAUUCGAGGAUUUGGGAAUGUGUGAAGAGGGAGAACCUAGUGGAUGUAAUGAGCUUCGUGCUCUAGAGCAGAGCCUCACUGAGGCACAAGAAGGUAACCAUGUCCAACGCGAAUUAUUCCUACUCGAGAAACUUGGGGACACCCUGCUUAUGCUGGGACGCAUUGCUGAAGCAGAGGGCUUCUAUCAGCAGUUGCUAACUUUGGCACGACAACUUCGCGAAGUUAUACCCAUUAAACGGGGCUUCAUGAAAAUGGCAAUUCUGACCUUCGAGAACAAGCAGUGGAACAAAAGCGUGGAAUUUGCGAAAAACGCAAUAACUCUGGCUCGACUCUGUCGCGACCAUGAGUCAAAAGCGUAUAUGCUGUUGCUCACUUCGAGAGCUGAACUACAAAGAGGCAACAAAGACGUCUCUAUGAACAUUCUACAGAAGACACUCGCCGAAUGCGAGCGAUAUGAACUGAAUAAUACCUUAGCUAUCGCCACGCGAUUCAUGGUUGACUCUGCGAUCGAAUGUGGGCAGGACGAUCACCAAAUACGUGAGCACCUACGUCAGCACAUCUCGCUUUUUGCUUGGGAAACAGAUGAGGGCGAAAAACUUCGAAGUGUGGUUCGUCUACCAAAGUACGACUCAGACCUGGAUCAUAUCACCAGCUUGACUAUCAUUGCUGCUGCCAAGAAAAUUACAUCUGCUGUGUCUAACCACGAUCGGGCAACGAUUCUUCUAGAUUGUUUUGACGCCUGCCAUCAUCUCGAUAUGCGGGACGAAAGCUGGCGUAUACUAGAAGAUCUUCUUGAGGGUUCUAUCCCAGAGAAGUGCUUCCAAAAAAUAGCACAGCGAUUAGUGCUGUUUCCUUUGCACCGACGAGCUCCACCUCUACUGCACAUGCUUAAACAAGGUUUCUCUGAUUCUCAGUUCCUCGUCCAGUUGGCCGUUUUCAUGCCUUCCUUAAUUCUGGAGAAGUUGCCAGUGAAUAACCUCUUAUUGCAACUAGUUUGCUAUGUGCGAAUGGAAGAUUGGAGAUCUGCUUCAACAUGCGUGAUCGCAGCACUCGCUGAUGAAGAUUCUUCCCAAUCAUCUCUGCUUGAUGGAAUUUUUGGACAUAUAACGACGGAAGAGGUACUGCAGCAAGUAUUCCUUCUCUCCCAGUGGUAUGUCGAAGAAACCAUACACUGUCUAACCCUUCAUAUGAUCAAUGAAAUAGCUUUCUGCUCAUUUUUCGACUUGGCCUUUGAAGAGUGCCUACAUCAAAGAAUAACCCUGACUCCCCGAUCCCGUGCACAUCUCCAUGGUCUCAUCUCCAUGGGGCAGUACGAUCUGGUACACGAAGCAGCACAGGCAGUGGAGAAAAUCAUCUGUGCUGCUAACAUCGGCGAGACCGAGCUGAUGCCAAUGUGGUACGAGGAACUUGUGCAGGAAUUUCUUGCUGAGCAAGUUCCGGUAAUGGAACUCUUCUCGUUUUCAUCCCUUCAAUUUCAACUCAAAGUCGCCACCGUGUUCAUGGUUCUCCAGCAAGAAACUUUUGAAGAGCAAUUGCGCAUCAUGGAAACCUGCAAGUACCUCAUGGACAGGCGAGCGAGGGCGCCUACCUGCAAUACAUUAGAAGAAUUCCGUCUUAUCUCACCAUCGUACCAAAAAUCGUUCGUUUACAUCUUCAAGAUUGGCCGAAUUGAGCUAGCUUGGUCUUGGGAACCAAGUGAAGGGGAUGAACUGAUCAAUACUGUAAACGUGGAGACGGAGACGCUAACGUUUUACGAGAGUUGUCUCCUACAGUAUCUUGAGAAAAAAAGAAUUCCGAAAUGCUCCUUAUUGGAAAGAGACGUCGAUGUCGUCAUAGCAAAUGGGACAGUUGAGAUACCGACCAGCGCUAGGGUCUAUGCAUUACAUUCUUCACGAGAUUUCGAAGAGCAAAGUUGA